AUGAUCACAGUCAAUUCCGAUGGAAAAAUAAUGGUCAGAAGAUGUCUGGUCACCUUGAGACCCUUUAGGCUGUUUGUUCUGGGAAUCGGUUUCUUCACACUCUGCUUCCUGAUGACAUCCCUGGGAGGCCAGUUUUCUGCCAGACGCUUGGGAGAUUCACCUUUUACUGUCCACACUGAAGUUAUCGGUGCAUUGGAAUCCCGGGUUGUCCUACGAAAGAUGAGUGACCUACUGGAGUUGAUGGUGAAGCGCAUGGACACAAUGGUGCAUUUGGAGAAUGGCAGUGAAUUGCGCAGGGGUGAUGAAGAACAUGCUGUGGAUAGGUUCCCACCAGGUGCCAAGCUGAUGGAGAAGAUCCAGGCCAUUGCCCAGAAUGUCUCUGACAUCGCCGUGAAGGUGGAUCAAAUCCUGCGCAACAGUGUCCUGCACAGCAAGGUGUCUGAAGGCCAGCGUGAUCAAUGUGAGGUGCCCAAUGACCCCAAAUACCCAGACUGCUCUGGAAAGGUAGAGUGGAUGCACGCUCGAUGGACUUCUGAUCCCUGUUAUGCCUUCUUUGGUGUGGAUGGCACUGAGUGCUCCUUCCUAAUCUACCUCAGUGAAGUAGAGUGGUUCUGUCCCUUAAUGUCUUGGAGGAAUCAAACAGCAGUGUUACCUGCCCCUAAGCCCCUGCCCAAAGUCCAGGCAGCUUUCCGGAGCAAUCUCUCCCACCUCUUGGAGCUGAUUGGAAGUGGGAAGGAGUCACUGAUCUUCAUGAAGAAAAGAAUCAAGCAAUUGGCAGCUCACUGGGCUCUGGCAGCACAACGUCUGGAAGCAAAGCUAAAGGGAUCCAGGAGAGACCAGAAGCAGAUCCUCAUCCAUAUUGGUUUCUUGACAGAGGAAUCUGGGGAUGUGUUCAGCCCAAGGGUACUGAAAGGGGGACCCCUGGGUGAGAUGGUACAGUGGGCAGACAUCCUAGCUGUCCUCUUCGUCCUGGGACAUAACCUGAAGAUCACCGUGUCCUUGAAAGAGUUGCAGAGUAACUUAGGGGUGCCGCCAGGCCGGGGAAGCUGUCCACUCACAGUGCCCCUGCCAUUUGACCUCAUCUAUACUGACUACCACGGCCUGCAACAAAUGAAACAGUACAUGGGACUCUCCUUCAAGAAAUACAGGUGUCGAUUCCGGGUCAUUGACACCUUUGGCACAGAACCUGCAUACAAUCAUGAAGAGUAUGCCACUCUGCACGGUUACCGAACCAACUGGGGUUACUGGAACUUCAACCCAAAGCAGUUCAUGACGAUGUUCCCUCAUACACCGGACAACUCCUUCAUGGGCUUUGUGUCAGAGGAGCUCAACUCAACAGAGAAGCAGCUUAUAAAGAACAACAAAGCCAGCAAUAUGGCUGUGGUAUAUGGCAAAGAAGCCAGCAUCUGGAAGGUGAGAGGCAAGGAGAAGUUUCUGGGCAUCUUGAACAAGUACAUGGAGAUCCAUGGCACUGUGUACUAUGAGACCCAGCGGCCACCAGAGGUCCCUGCCUUUGUGAAGAACCAUGGCCUUCUGCCACAGCAGGAAUUCCAACAGUUGUUGCGAAAAGCCAAGCUCUUCAUAGGGUUUGGCUUCCCCUAUGAGGGCCCUGCUCCUCUAGAGGCUAUUGCCAAUGGCUGCAUCUUCCUGCAGUCUCGCUUCAGUCCACCUCAUAGCUCCCUCAACCAUGAAUUCUUUCGAGGAAAACCCACUUCUCGAGAGGUGUUUUCUCAACACCCCUAUGCUGAGAACUUCAUUGGCAAGCCACACGUAUGGACAGUUGACUACAACAAUUCAGAAGAGUUUGAGGCUGCCAUCAAGGCCAUCAUGAGGAUUCAGGUAGACCCCUAUCUGCCCUACGAAUACACCUGUGAAGGGAUGCUUGAGAGGAUCUAUGCCUACAUCCAGCAUCAGGAUUUCUGUGCAACCACAGAAACCUCCCCACUGGUGGUUCCACCCCAACCUGCUCGAGCGCCCACUGCCCUGGCACCCAAUGCCACACACCUGGUUUGGCCCCACAAUGCCAGCCAGGGCUCGGAAGCCUGGCCUCCCAUGCACUCACUUCAGGGCUGGCUGGCAGAGACCGGGAGGACCUGCACAGAUACCUGCUUGGACAGGGGCCUCAUAUGUGAGCCCUCCUUCUUCCACUUCAUCAACACCCUGGAUGCUUUCCUGAAGUUGAAUGUCAGUUGUGAUCGAACUGAGUCAGAAAUGAAUCAUCUGUACCCGGCCUUUGCCCAGCCAGGUCAAGAGUGCUACCUGCAGAAAGAGCCAAUACUCUAUAGCUGUGCUGGCUCCAACACCAAAUACCGCCGGCUCUGCCCAUGCCGAGACUUCCAGAAGGGACAAGUGGCCCUCUGCCAGGACUGCUUGUGA
Messenger RNA from Vombatus ursinus (common wombat), 2376 nucleotides. It is a transcript of the gene MGAT5B, whose product is annotated as alpha-1,6-mannosylglycoprotein 6-beta-N-acetylglucosaminyltransferase B. Gene Ontology annotation, molecular function: alpha-1,6-mannosylglycoprotein 6-beta-N-acetylglucosaminyltransferase activity. Lineage: Eukaryota; Metazoa; Chordata; Mammalia; Diprotodontia; Vombatidae. Gene Ontology annotation, cellular component: Golgi apparatus. The record is from RefSeq and is a predicted model, not a curated record. The coding region runs from base 1 to 2376 and encodes 791 amino acids. Gene Ontology annotation, biological process: protein N-linked glycosylation. The transcript has 17 exons.